AAAGCGGAAGUGAUCGCUUCUUGACUGUGUUGCAGCUGUGAAGAGCCAGAAAAGGAUGUAGAAACUGAAAGAUAACGCUCCUUUUUCAGCCUUUUUAAAAAUACAAACCGACUUUUAUGAGUAUAUUCAGUCAGACCGAGCCGACAUUAUGAUUUUAGCGCCAUAUUUGUCGCUUUUCUUGAUAAUGGCGUCGGUCGGAGCAGCUGAGGCUGCAGGGGACGAUGACUGGGUUCAUCUUGCUAACAAAUGUGAAGUGUGUAAGUUUGUCAGCAUCGAGAUGAAGUCGGCGUUCGAUGAGACCGGAAAGACCAAAGAGGUCAUCGACAGGAACUACCGCUUCAUCGACGGCAAGGGGGCGCCGCCGAUCAAAUAUGUCAAGUCAGACCUCCGAUUUAUCGAGGUUGUAGAAAAUGUGUGUCAGAGGCUGUUGGAGUACAAUCUGCACAAGGAGAGAAGUGGGAGUAACCGCUUUGCCAAGGGCAUGCCGGAGACCUUCUCCACCCUUCAUGGUUUGGUGAAUAAAGGUGUGAACGUGGUGAUGGAUAUUCCCUUCGAGCUGUGGAACGAGACUUCAGCAGAAGUGGCCGACCUUAAGAAACAGUGUGACGUGUUGAUUGAGCGUUAUGAGGACGUGAUUGAGGACUGGUACAAAGGAAGCCAGGAGGAAGACCUGACCACUUAUCUGUGUGAGAAACACGUUCUCAAAGGACAGGACGCAGCCUGCCUGAAGGAGGAGUGGACCUCAAAGAAGAAGGGAGACCAGGCAGCCAUUGCGGAGGACAAGAAGAAGAAGAAGAAGAAAAAGGGAGGAGACGGCAGCUCGGAGGGGGAGAAGGCGACCAAGAAGAAGAAGGAGAAGAAGGUGAAGAAGAAGAAAAAGAGCAAAGCUCCGGUGGAGAAAGUGGACGGAGGGGUGUCGUCUGACGAGGAGAUCCAGCCACAGAUGCCUCUGUCUGGGCAGAAGACGGAGCUGUGAGCCCCGAGUCACUCCUCCAAACGAAACGCUUAGUGAAAUCUGCAGCUCAUCAAAUCUCAAGUCGCUGAAUCUGCUAAACCACAUGUUGUACUGUUACACGGGUUUAAAGUCUUCAUUUUAGUGUCUGACGGGAAAACAUGUUGCAGAUUGUUGGUGUGAAGAAUGAGCCACAAGUGAAACUCCAAACGGGAGUUGUUAAAGCUGUUCAUGAAUCGACAUGUUUAGUUUAAUAAUCUUUGAAUGAAUAACUUUAUCUUUAAUAGUAAACUCCAGCUUCCUGCAGCUCAGACCUUUAGAGAAAGUCAGCUCAGUAAUGAACUAAUGAGCUGAAAGCAGUUUAAUCAGGACGAAGAACAUGUAGUAUCUGUAUCACUCUGCUUUAUAGGAUUGUAAACUGAAUAUCUUUGGACUUUGGGAACCAUUUGAUCAACUAAAUAAUGUAUCGACUUAAUAAAACUGGUACUCGGCUGGAUCUGCAGAGCGAGACCUCAGACCUCCAGAACUACAAAGGGAAUUUAAUUCUCCUCAGUUGAACGUAGAUGUUUCUCCUCAUGAUGUGAAGCUGUGUCCUCGUUUCUGCUGUUUUUAAAUCAGUGUUUACUGAAACAUUCAUUCCAUCUGAACACUGGGACUUUUAGAAAUGCUCAGAUCCUCAUACUAAAUUGCUUUUCCUCACAAUAUUGUGAUAUUUAGAAAUGUUUUCCACCAGUAGAGGGAACUCGUUAUUGCAUUCUCUUAUAUUUCUUCCUUAGGUUCCGAUUUAGUGAAAUUGUCCUUUAAUGAGUGAACAACAUGUGAGGUACCUUCUUUUUUUAUUGUACGUGAAUGUGUUUCUGUCAUUUCUUUAAUUUUCAUUGUUUUGUCUCUGCUUGUGUGUGCUGCACAACAGCUGCUAUUUAAAGUGUGUGUGUGUGUGUGUGUUGACUCCCGAGCUGAUGAAGGUGUGUGUGUGUGUGUGUUUUGCAUUUUUUCAACUGUGUGUGUGUUUUUACAGAUUUGUAUUCUGAAUUAAGAUGCUGGCUGUGGUACUGAAACACAUCCGAGGAUCAAUAAACGCUGUAAACACAU
Cottoperca gobio is the source of this 2044-nucleotide messenger RNA. It is a transcript of the gene cnpy3, whose product is annotated as canopy FGF signaling regulator 3. NCBI's taxonomy places the organism in Eukaryota, Metazoa, Chordata, Actinopteri, Perciformes, Bovichtidae. The record is from RefSeq and is a predicted model, not a curated record. The coding region runs from base 149 to 976 and encodes 275 amino acids. The transcript has 6 exons.